UGGUGGCUCAGAGCUCCCACUCAUUGGGAGAAUUCAUCUCAGACUGACACACACACUCUACAAAUGGUUGUUCAAGUGACUCCAAGGAUUCGCCAGGGCAGCAAGUCAAUGGAGGGCAGAGAGCAGAAGGUGGAGGCCAAUGUUUUGCUUCUGGGAGCUGAGAAUGUAGGGAAAUCUGCACUAACAGUGCGUUUCCUGACGAGAAGAUUCAUUGGGGAAUAUGGUGAUAUAGAGUCAAUCUACAGUCACUGUGAUAAGAUUGAUGGUCGUGAGAUUUGCUUCAACAUCUGGGACUCACUUUGCCCACAGAACACCAAAAGCAAUGACCCUGGAUACAUCACUGAUCAACAGCUGGAGUGGACAGAUGGUUUUAUCUUGGUCUACAGCAUCUGUGAUAGAGCCAGCUUUAAUGUAGUCCAGAAACAGGUUCAGUGGAUCCGACAAGCCAAAGCUAAGAUCUCGGCUCCCAUCAUCAUUGUAGGAAACAAACGGGACCUCCAGCACAGACGGGCCGUGUCGAGCGAGGAAGGACGUCUACUGGCCCUCUCUGCAGACUGCGGCUUCUUUGAGAUUUCUGCAGCUGAGACGUACCACGGCGUGUUGGUGGUGUUUCAUGAACUUUUCGAUCUUAUUCGGGAGUCCAGGGUGCCUAAGAAAGGGGCUGCUGGAUUCAAGGGCAUCGUUAGAAGCAUGUCUGCCGUGUUUGGGAGGAAACGGACUGAAUAGACUAAAGACUUUUCUCAAGAGAAAAUGCCACACUCUUAAAAAUGAAUGUGCCAAAAAAGGUUCUGUGGAGAAAUUCCACAAAAAAAAGAACAUUUAUUUUUAAGAGUGCACUUUAAGAAAUCCAUAUUGGAUCAAGACUGUACAUGUUUGGGUGGGGGGGGCAUGAAUGAUGAAUAUAAAUGGACAGUCAUACAUGUAUGUGACAUUCUUUUGGGGGGGCUUUGUGUUCAGAUUGUCAAUAGGUCAGAAUCCGCAUGAACAACAACUAUGCUGUCAUUAACCAACACUGCCUGCAACAAUAGCCAUACUGUAUUUGUCUAUGCAAAACAACAACCCCCCUCCCCCCCCAAAGUGGGAUCAGAAAUGUAUUUCUUUUAACAGUCACUUGAGCUUAAUUUUUCGAAGCUCAUUGUUAGACUGUCAUUCAGUCACAUGGACCAUGAACUAUUAGCACUCUGUUGCCUUGACUGGGAGAAGAUGUUUGGAUGGACAUUUUAAUUACUAACUUAUGUUUCAUAGAAGGUUUUGGCAUAUUUUUUUUACAUUUAAAAUGUCAGGAAUGUUGUACAUAUUGUUAAUAGUAUAGAGAAAGCUAUGUUUAUGAUUUUUUAAAAAAAUAAAACAUGAAAUGUUAA
This is a messenger RNA of Astyanax mexicanus (Mexican tetra), 1361 nucleotides long. Its product is annotated as RERG_RasL11_like domain-containing protein. The record is from RefSeq and is a predicted model, not a curated record. Lineage: Eukaryota; Metazoa; Chordata; Actinopteri; Characiformes; Acestrorhamphidae. Gene Ontology annotation, molecular function: GTP binding; GTPase activity. Bases 64 to 726 code for a protein of 220 amino acids. The transcript is spliced from 4 exons.